AUGGACAGCCCCAGCAAUAGCACCAUACCCUGUGGCUUUCUCCUUCAAGGCUUCUUCGAGUUCCCGCAACUGAGGCCCCUUCUCUUCCUGGUGCUGCUGGCUGUGCACCUGGCCACUCUGAGCGGCAACCUGCUCAUCCUGGUGGCUGUGGUCUCGGUGCCCAGCAGGCCACCCAUGCUGCUCUUCCUUUGCCAGCUGUCUGCCAUUGAACUCUGCUACACGCUAGUGGUGGUGCCCCGCUCUCUAGCCGACUUGAGCGUACCUGGCCAUGGCAGGGGCAGCCCCAUCUCCUUCCUGGGCUGCGCUGUCCAGAUGCAGAUGUUUGUGGCGCUGGGCGGGGCUGAGUGCUUCUUGUUGGCAGCCAUGGCCUAUGAUCGCUACGUGGCCAUCUGCCACCCACUGCGCUAUGCAUCUAUAGUGACCCCGGGUCUCUGUGCACGACUGGCCCUGGCUUGCUGCCUCGGGGGACUAGCAGUGUCGGUGGGGCUAACAGUGGCAGUCUUCCACCUGCCUUUCUGUGGCUCCUGCCUGCUGGUGCAUUUCUUCUGCGACAUCACUGCACUACUGCACCUGGCCUGCACACGGAGCUACGUAGAUGAACUGCCCUUACUAGGAGCCUGCCUGGUGCUGCUGCUGUUGCCCUCAAUGCUCAUUCUGACCUCCUAUGGGGCCAUUGCCUCUGCCCUGCGCCGCCUGCAUGGUGGUGGAGGCAGACGCAAGGCUGCAUCCACCUGUGCCUCGCACCUGGCUGUCACCUUCCUGCAUUAUGGCUGUGCCACCUUCAUGUAUGUGCGGCCCAAGUCCAGUUACUCCCCGCGACUGGAUCGGACACUAGCGCUGGUUUAUACCAACAUCACACCGCUUCUAUAUCCCCUGAUCUACAGCCUGAGAAACCGGGAGAUCACCUCUGCCAUUCACAGGGUCUUGGGGCUCCGUGGAUCGGGGUCUGUGUGAGCCCUGGUAACAGCCAAGACAGAGUGGGCAGCCCCAUUUGCUCAAGUGUCCCCUAGCAUUUGGUGUCUGUAGCUCGAAAGACACCUGGGAACUUAGGGGUGAGAUUCAGGAAGGAGAACUUAAAAACUGCACAAGAAGAGAAAUACCAGGUGGCCAUGUCCUUCAUUCCUCCCAGGAGGAAUAUCAGGAAGUGGAGUAGAGAGGUCUGGA
Messenger RNA from Peromyscus maniculatus bairdii (prairie deer mouse), 1164 nucleotides. NCBI's taxonomy places the organism in Eukaryota, Metazoa, Chordata, Mammalia, Rodentia, Cricetidae. The record is from RefSeq and is a predicted model, not a curated record.